This is a messenger RNA of Sarcophilus harrisii (Tasmanian devil), 1358 nucleotides long. RefSeq names its product ISL LIM homeobox 1 (gene ISL1). Gene Ontology annotation, cellular component: nucleus. Gene Ontology annotation, molecular function: cis-regulatory region sequence-specific DNA binding; DNA-binding transcription factor activity, RNA polymerase II-specific. The coding region runs from base 58 to 1107 and encodes 349 amino acids. Lineage: Eukaryota; Metazoa; Chordata; Mammalia; Dasyuromorphia; Dasyuridae. The record is from RefSeq and is a predicted model, not a curated record. Gene Ontology annotation, biological process: neuron fate specification; axonogenesis; positive regulation of transcription by RNA polymerase II. The transcript is spliced from 6 exons.
CUUUUAGUCAACUGUACAACCACCAUUUCACUGUGGACAUUACACCCUCUUACAGAUAUGGGAGACAUGGGAGAUCCACCAAAAAAAAAACGUCUGAUUUCCCUAUGUGUUGGUUGCGGCAAUCAAAUUCACGAUCAGUAUAUUCUGAGGGUUUCUCCGGAUUUGGAAUGGCAUGCGGCAUGUUUGAAAUGUGCGGAGUGUAAUCAGUAUUUGGACGAGACCUGCACAUGCUUUGUUAGGGAUGGUAAAACCUACUGUAAAAGAGAUUAUAUCAGGUUAUACGGGAUAAAGUGCGCCAAGUGCAGCAUCGGAUUCAGCAAGAACGAUUUUGUGAUGCGCGCUCGCUCCAAGGUGUACCACAUCGAGUGUUUCCGCUGCGUGGCCUGCAGCCGUCAGCUCAUCCCCGGGGACGAGUUUGCGCUGCGGGAAGACGGCCUUUUCUGCCGGGCUGAUCACGAUGUAGUAGAGAGAGCCAGUUUAGGGGCCGGCGACCCUUUGAGUCCCCUUCAUCCUGCGCGGCCGCUGCAAAUGGCAGCAGAACCCAUCUCUGCCAGGCAGCCAGCUUUGCGGCCCCAUGUUCACAAACAACCCGAGAAGACCACCCGAGUCCGAACGGUUCUUAAUGAAAAACAGCUCCACACCUUGAGGACCUGCUAUGCUGCCAACCCUAGACCUGAUGCUCUUAUGAAGGAGCAACUAGUGGAAAUGACUGGCCUCAGCCCCCGAGUGAUCAGGGUCUGGUUUCAAAAUAAGAGGUGUAAGGACAAAAAGAGGAGCAUCAUGAUGAAACAGCUCCAGCAGCAGCAACCUAAUGACAAAACUAAUAUCCAGGGGAUGACAGGAACUCCGAUGGUGGCUGCUAGCCCAGAGAGACACGAUGGAGGUUUACAGGCUAACCCUGUGGAGGUGCAAAGUUACCAGCCUCCUUGGAAAGUACUGAGUGACUUCGCCUUGCAGAGUGACAUCGAUCAGCCUGCCUUUCAGCAACUGGUCAAUUUUUCGGAAGGUGGGCCAGGUUCAAAUUCCACUGGAAGUGAAGUAGCAUCAAUGUCCUCUCAGCUCCCAGAUACACCAAACAGCAUGGUAGCCAGUCCUAUUGAGGCAUGAGGAACAUUCAUUCAGGUGUAUUUUUUUCCCUGUUGGAGAAAGUGGGACAUUAUAAUGUUGGACUCCAAAACAAAAGUAUUUAACAACCAACUAAUGAAAACUGAAUCUAAGAAUGGAUGCUCCAUGAAAUGCACGAAGUCUGUUUUAAUGACAAAGUGAUAUGGUAGCAACACUGUGAAGACAAUCAUGGGAUUUUACUAGAAUUAAAACAAACAAAAACAAACCAAUUUAAGAAAUGACAACAAAAUGAU